Molecule: messenger RNA, 768 nt
Organism: Cooperia oncophora
Lineage: Eukaryota; Metazoa; Nematoda; Chromadorea; Rhabditida; Trichostrongylidae
Source: the annotation of a GenBank genome assembly
AUGUUGGUGCCUAUUGCUGCGCUUUACGUGGUACUGCUGAGCCCGCUUGCCGAAGCAGGUUAUGGCUGUCCAAGCAGUCUGUCUCAGACCGACGCGAGAAGAAAAGUGUUCCUCGAUUACCAUAAUGAAGUUCGUCGGAAUAUAUCACUUGGAAAACAGCCAAAUAAAAAAGGAUUUCUCGGACCGGCUAAGAACAUGUACGAGUUGAGCUGGAGCUGUGAUUUAGAAAAAAAGGCACAGGAUGUGGUAUCGAAAUGCGACUUUUCGUUUAUUCGCGAGUUUGCUCAAAAUAUUAUCAAGAUCACGUUCAACAACUAUGGAGAAGAUGCACUUCUGAAAUACGCCCAGAGCGUUUGGGUGAGCCGUGUGACGCAACUUGGAGUCGAUUCUAAAACCAACCAAUUGAACUACCAGACCGAAGCAUUUGCUAACAUGGCUAACUCGAAAACUCUGCAGUUUGGCUGUGCUUACAAAAUCUGCGGUUCUUCAACCAUGUUUCUGACCUGUGUUUACGACAGCCCGAGGCUGUCACCGGGGUUCGUGCUUUGGGAGAACGGAAAGACCUGUGAGUGCAAGGCAUAUCCCGGCUCGUCUUGCUCGAACAGCCUUUGUGUCACUCGCGCCACAGCGAAACCCUCGAAACCAGUGCAACCUUCCAAACCAGUGCAACCCUCGAAACCUGUGCAACCAUCGAGACCACGGCCAGUCGUGAAACCCGUUACUACUACCACGACAAAGAAACCAGCAGUUGUGAAACCAGGUCCGUAG